AUGGCGGAGGACGGCUACGACGAGUACGAGGAGUGGCAGCUGGUGGGCGAUGCCUACUACUCCCGCCGCGAGCUGUACAGGCUCGAUUGGGGCGGCGGCGGCAGCGGCGGCGGCGGCUCCUUUGACCUCGCCUUCAUGCGCGUGUUCCCCGCGCCCGCGGGCGGCCCCAUCGCCGCGCUGCGGGACGACUCCAAGCUGGUGCUGUAUGUGGGCGGCUUCACCAAGCCGGAUGUGCAGGUUUUCAGCGGGGCGGGGGCGCCGCUGGGGCGCGUGCUCUGGGACGGCGGCCACGUGCUGGCCGCGGGGUGGACCGCAGGGGAGCAGCUGCUGGUGCUGGAGGCAGGGGCCAAGGUGCACAUGUUCAGCGUGCGAGGCGAGCGCCUGCCCCGCCAUCUCUCCCUGGGCGCCGAGUGCGAGGAGGAGGGCGGGGUGGAGGCGGCGGUGUUGUUCCGGGACGGACUGGCGCUGCUGACGCCCGCGGGGCACCUCUGGUGCGUGCCCGACGUGCACGAGCCGCGCCUGCAGCGCUUCCCAGACCCCGCCCCCGGCCUGGGCGGCGGCGGCUCGGGAGUACACUGCAUGGCGGUCAUACCCCCCUCCGCCUCGUCCUCGGGAGCCCUGGAGUUGAUAGCAGCGGUGGAGGACACUGUGAGGGUGAUAGAUGCCAACGAGGCGCUGCCCACCCCGGUGUUCGAGGGGCCCAUCCUGAGGCUGGCGGUGAGUCCGUGCGGCAAGUUUGUGGUGGGGUACGGCCAGGACGGGACCAUCCACGUGUGGAGCUCAGACCUGUCUGAGGUGAUGACGCGCGUGGGGCUGGCAGAGACGGAGCUGGACCUUGUGGACUCGCUGGGGGCAGACGCUGUGCCCGACACGCUGCCAGACCAGCUGGUGUGGUGCGGCAGCGACGCGGUGCUGCUCUUCUGGGAGGGCCUGGGCGCGCUGCUGGUUCCGCUGGAGGGCGGCUGGCGGUGGUGGGAUGUGGGCGGCGGCGGCGCCGCGGCCUUUGCCACUGAAGUGGACGGCGUGCGCAUCAUCACCGGCGGCGCCCACCAGCUGCUGCGGCGCGUGCCGCCACCCGCGGCCCGCGUUUUGGAGCUGGGAUCCACCCACCCGGGGGCGCUUCUCUACGACGCACGGCGGCUGUUUGAUGCGCAGGACGCGCGCGCCACGGCGGCGGCCGCGGAGCUUGACCCUCUCAAGCAGGCGGCCCUACUCAAAGCCUCCUGCUACGGCCGCGCCUUCACCGCUCUGGAGCCCGGGGCCGGUGGCCCCAGGGUCGGCGCGUCGCCCGGGCCAGGUGCUGGCGGCAGCGGCGGCGGCGGGAGCCGGGCGGGCACCCCAUCGGGAGGCGGCGGCGGCGGCGGCGGCGGCGGCGGGCGGCCUCGGGCGGUGGAUGUGGCCAGGAGGCUGAGGGUGCUGAAUGCACUGAGGGACCCCGCCAUCGGCAUGCCCCUGACCAUGCCCCAGCUGGAGGCCGAGGGCCUGCCUGCGGUGGUGUCCCGCCUCGUGGGACGCCGCCACUACCUGCUGGCGCACCGCAUCUGCCAGGCGCUGGCGCUGCCCAGCGAGCAGGUGCUUGUGCGCUGGGCGUGCGACAAGGUCACCGCCGCCGCCGCCACGCUGCCGGACGAUCAGCUGAUGGAGGCACUGCAGGCUAAGCUGGCGGGGCAGUGGGGCGUGAAGUACGCUGCGGUGGCGGCGCACGCGGCGGCGCAGGGGCGGCGCCACCUGGCCGCGCUGCUGCUGGAGCACGAGCGCUGCGCGGCGGAGCAAGUGCCGCUGCUGCUGGAGCUGGGGGAAGACGAGCGGGCGCUGGACAAGGCUGUUGAGUCUGGGGACUCGGACCUUGUGUUCCAGGUGGUGCAUGCAAUGUGGCGCCGCCUGGAGAGGGCCACGGCUGCGGCGGCCGCCGGCGGCGGCUCCGCGCGGCCUGGCUCCGUGGCGGGGGCCAGCCAGGACCGGUUCUGGCAGGCGGUGGCGCGGAAGCCGGCUGCGCUGGCCUUCUUCGCCAAGUACUACCGGCAGCAGGACCCCCAGCUUCUGCUGGAGCUGUAUCAGGCCAUGGGGCAGCAGGAGGCGGCCGCCGAGCUGCACCUCCAGGCAGCCCUUGAGCUCGCUGCAGGCGAGCAGGCGCACGCCGCCGCGCUGGCAUGGUGCCAGCAGCCACAGCACCCUGGCUGCUGCGUUGCUUGCGUGCAGAGGCAGUGUGGAAAGGCCACGGAGACGGCUGUACAGAGGGAGCUGGCCCGCAGCAAAGAUGCCUACACCCGCUCAACAGACGCGGCGCAGGGGCGGGACCACAAGUGGGAGGCGGCGGCGGUGCAGGCGCUGGCACGGCUGCGCGAGCAGCAGCUGGAGCUGCAGAGCAGCAGCCGUCGGGAGGGGUUUGUGGGCCUGCCUGUGGCCGACACCAUCAAGCUCUGCCUGCGGCUGGGCCUCAAGGACCAGGCCACCAAGCUGGCACGAGACUUCAAGGUGCCCGACCGCCACCUGGGCCUGCUGGGAGCCCAGGUGCUGGCGUCGCAGCACGACUGGCGCGCGCUGCAGGCGAUGGCGGGGCGGGCGGACCGCAAGGCGGGCCUGUCCAUGGAGCAUUUUCUGGCGGCGGCCAGGGCCCACGGCGCGCCCGCCGAGGUGCAGCGCUGGUUCAUCGACCGCAUAACCGGAGAGGGCGCGCUGCUGCGCAAGGCGCAGCACUACAGCGAGCUGGGCAUGCCCGCCCAGGCUAGGCUUCUGAUGGAGCAGGCGGAGCAGCAGGGCGGGUCGGCGGCGGCGGGCAUGCUGGACAGCCUGCGCGGCACCAUGGGCAGCCUUGUUAGCCGCGUGCAGGCGCAGGGCGGCGGCGGCGGCGGCGCGCGGUAG
Chlorella variabilis is the source of this 2862-nucleotide messenger RNA. RefSeq lists its product as hypothetical. Gene Ontology annotation, molecular function: actin binding. Bases 1 to 2862 code for a protein of 953 amino acids. The transcript is spliced from 24 exons. Gene Ontology annotation, cellular component: endosome; lysosomal membrane; HOPS complex. Gene Ontology annotation, biological process: vacuole fusion, non-autophagic; endosomal transport; intracellular protein transport. NCBI's taxonomy places the organism in Eukaryota, Viridiplantae, Chlorophyta, Trebouxiophyceae, Chlorellales, Chlorellaceae. The record is from RefSeq and is a predicted model, not a curated record.